AUGGGCAAGGUUGUUGAAUAUCCAGUGAAACAUCUCAUUUCAUUCGACGCUGUGGAAAUUUCGCCAACUUCUGCGUCACAGAUGACGGUUAAAGAAAUGAUUUCCGAGGUAGCUAAAUAUCGAAAAAGGUGGGAUACGGCAACAAAAGAUGGUACCUACGAUCAAGAGGUAGUCAGAAAGGUAGAGGAGCAGUUUCUAGUCAAUUUUAUUUUCCGUUCAAACUUAGAAGAGGGACAUGGACUUCGCACGCAUGAUGAAACGAAAAGUUUUUUGUCUCGAAGAGACUUCCCACGUCCUUUGUCGCUCGAAGAACAAGAAACUAUAAACAUGAGAAAUGCAUAUGAAAAUUUGUUAGCUAAAAUCAAGAGGGAAGAACUAGACAGAGAUUACGGACUACUGGAAACAAGUUUACUAAAAGAGAUACAUCGUGUUAUCUUACAAGACAUUCCUCUUCCAAAGGGUUUUACGAAACCUGGAAAAAUGAGCAACAAACCUCGGGUGACCGAAUUUCGAGGAGAAAUUUACUACUACGCGAACCCUGAAGAUAUGGAAAGCGCAGUUGUCAACUUAUUAGACAAGUACAAUUUUCUGUUUGAUUCUUCCACAAAGGAUGGGCUGACAAAUUUUGAGGAUUUGUGUGAUUUUUUCAAAACCUGUGCUUGGAUUCUCCUAGAACUUCUUGAUCUUCAUCCUUUUUCGGAUGGAAAUGGGAGAUUAUGUCGUAUUCUUUGCAGCUAUUCACUGUCAAAACUGAACCCUUUUCCCACACCAAUCUACAGUGUCUGGAAUGAUUCCCCUAAUGAUGCCUACAUUGAAGCCUUAGUUGAAGGAAGAAAUUCACCAGGUAGGAUGUUUUUAUUGUGCUUAAAAACAACCUGAGUUCAGGCAUUUCAACGUGGGUGAGUGGUUAGAAUGCUGGACUUGCAAUUCAGGGACCCCUAGUUCAAGUCCUGUUCUGACCGCUAGCUGGAUUUGUUCUUGGUAGUCCCAAAUUCAGCCAACUGGCUCGUCCCCUAUCAGUUGCGAUACUUAACCCGUGUGUGUUUGACUAAGAUUAUAAGUUUCAUGCAUUUGCUCUGCACCACUAGCAUUAGUGCUAAAAAUACUACUAAUAAUAGGGCAACAAAAUUGUUAUUAUUCUGCAUAAAGGCUGACAAGAGAAGAAAGAAAUGAAAAGGGUAGGGAGCAAAGGAAAAGAUACACUUGAUGGAAAUGCUUUUACUGAAGUUUUCUACCUCUGCAGCAUGUAUCAGUGUUAGCCAAUCAACUUCACUUGUGGUCAUGUUGUUAUUGGCUUGAAAAACUGUUAUGGGCAAACUUAACACAAAUGAGCUUCUAACGAGAAGUUUGAGAUGUCAUAAAAUACACAAGCUUUAGAAAGAGCAAUUCUUAUUUGAGCAUUUGACAAAUAUGUACUGUGAAGUAUACACCAGGGGUUUCAGUAAGUACUGACGGCCGACAAGACGGCCGAUGAAACGUGUUGGCUACUCUGCUCAUAGAAGUCGGCUUCAGCUACUUUUUUUAGAAAGGAGAGGCAACUAGUUUGAAUAACGUUGUCAACAAAAAAAUAUAUCAUAAAAUCUGAAUGAAAACCUAAUUAUGAUGUGUUUUCAUAAAGGCCCACUGGCUUUAUGUUAUGCUUUAGUCCUAAAAAAGUUUGUUAAACGCUAUAUUUCAGUCAAUUUUUCACAAGUUUCUUUAUAGGUUUACGCAGAAUAUGUUGAAGUGCAAAAGUACAUUCGUUAUAUCAUUUGUUCAUUUCUUGUAGGAAUUGAUUGUGACUGAUAAUUCAAAAGUUGAAUGAAAGCUAUAUUUUCUUGAAUGAAGAGCACGCUCUUGUUCUCAAUUUUCAGAAUGCUGAAAAUCACAUUUUAGGGCUUUUUCUAGGGAAGCACAUAAUUUCCAGACUGCUACCCACUACCUCGGACCAGAGUGAGACUGCGUGUCCUUCCCAAAAAUACUCCACAGCUUUCUUGACAACUUUAAUCUUGAGGGCCAUUAAUCCUUUUUCAUUACCUCAGGUGUUUAAAAACUGAUUCCAGGUACAUCAAAAUGAUCACAAAAAUGUUUGAAGGUUAUGUAUAUCUCAGUGUUUUGAGCAUUGGGCCUGAGGCCUAGGGAAGAGGCUCAGGAAAUUCCAGAGGGAAGAGGGGUGGAGGAAUGUAACCACGUCCACAGGGUUUAAUUUUGAUUCAUGUUUGAUCACUAAUUUAGCUACAAAACGGCAAUAGAAAUAAACUGGUACUUCAUUUUUGGCACACAAGUAACUUGAACUAUAUCAUUUAUUAACCAGGCUUUAGUUCUUCCAAAAGCAUUUCGGAUACCAUUUGAAAGAAAUAAGGGCAACCACAACUCAAUUGAUGUGUUUGUGUUACUCGUUACCAGUUUCCCUAAAGACAUCCAUGCUGUAUUAGGGAUGUCCCUAAUAGCUUGCUGCUGGCUACACUGUAAUUUCACUGGCGGAGAAAGACUUAGCCCUUGGCUCAAAUUACUGUGGAAAACAAAGACAUGGGGUCAAUAUUGAAAAGUGCAGUUAAGUCAAAAAUUCAACUUGACCAAAACAAAGGCUGUUUAGCUUCCCUCAGCUACAUCCUUGCAGUAUUGUUUUGUGUUACAUUAGUCAAUCAAAAAGGGAGAGUUUUGCUUCAACAAGCAAGAGGUACAAUGUAACGAUUUCAGAAAUCUACUUAGUUCUGUGUUCGAAAUUGUGGCAUGUUUAUGAUUGCAUUCAUGCUAAAAUUAUCUCAUUGGCUGUGUUCCACAGACUCCAAUUAGCUUUAAUUUCUAGUUACAUGUAGUUAAUAACUCUUAUAAUUAUACUUGUUGGUUUCACAGGUAGACAUCCUUGUGCCCUUACAACAAUGAUAGUACAGUGUAGUUAUUAUCAGUGGAAGAACUUUUUUGAGGCCUUGGACAAAGAAACUGCUAGUACAUGUAGAACUAUUGCCAGGAAGAAUGAACAUUUUGAGGCCUUGGGCAAAGAAACUGCUAGUACAUGUAGAACUAUUGCCAGGAAGAAUGAACAUGUAUUGAAAAAACAGUACAUGUACUUCAAAAUGUUUGUCAUCAAGUUAGGCAACUUUUUCCUGUCCAAAAGACAUCUCGGUUGUCUCCUAAUUUUUAUUGGAUUAGUUUCCAAGCCAGGGUUACAUUCGUCAAGUUGCACCAUGUUUUCCUUUUUGUGUCAUUUCUUCAACUACAUUUCAUUUUAUUGAGCAUGUUCAAUGAUAUUAACUUUAUUGAUAAUUAUCAGGGCUCAAAGGUUAAAUUUGAGUUUGGUACCAGAUGUAAAUUUUUAAGCUUACUGCCAAAAAUUUAGGCACACAGCUGAAGAUUUUAGGAGCACAGCUUAGUAAGGUUGGAGCAUCUGUUUCAAAAGAAAAAAGUAAAAAGCUUAACAGUGCCAUGUUCGUAUGUCAUCUUCAGUUUGUUACUUUUAUUUCAGUCCUGUGAUUGAUAAAAGACAGCCAAUUUGCUAUGCAGUAAUACUGUUGUGAUUCAUACUUGCUGACAGUACAGCUGUGACUAAAGACAACUUACACUUGAAAAAAAGAGCACAAAAACAAUGAGUAUGUCAAUUGAGAAUGAACAUUAAUCUUUAAUGAAUUUCUUAAAUGCACAUUGUCUUACAUGUAACUGGGAUAGGACUUGUCAGCUUUCUUACCUGGAAGAAAAAAGGCUCUUAAUCUGCUCUGUCUUUGUUUUGAUAUGCUUGACACUCUUCACCUUUCAGUUGACGUUCAACAUGAUCGUCCAUUGUGCAAGAAGCAGCAGUUUCGUUCGUAGCAAAAUGUGUCAGUGGUGUUUAUUACAAAACGGAAGAGUCUGGGUUGGAGUAAAACAUUGAAGCGAAAUUCGUGGAAUCCAUUGGGAGAAAGGACGAAUUAAACAUAUGCAGAUGAAAGGAAAACAAUAUUAACUUUAUCAUUUAGAGCCUGGUUGUGGUAUUUCUGUAUUACUUUUUCUUUUCAUUGCUUGAAGCUACUGUUUAACGUCUUACUAUUUCAAGUUGGUAAUUAUGGUCAGGUUUGGAAGCAGCGGGGCAAGUUAGUCGCACUGUGUUUUGGGUCUUAUGGCACACAGGUGCGAUCAUACAUGAUUUUUUAGGCACAUAACCAAAAAUCCAGUCACAUAUGCGACCAGUUAGUCGUUAACUUUGAGCCCUGAUUGUUAAAUUUAUUUUUGUGUAAACUGGAGUCAAUAAUUAUUGUUUGAUGAAUAAAACUUACUGUACACUGUAUGUGUAAUUUACAA
Porites lobata is the source of this 4254-nucleotide messenger RNA. NCBI's taxonomy places the organism in Eukaryota, Metazoa, Cnidaria, Anthozoa, Scleractinia, Poritidae. The record is from the annotation of a GenBank genome assembly.